Trematosphaeria pertusa is the source of this 1972-nucleotide messenger RNA. RefSeq lists its product as uncharacterized. Gene Ontology annotation, molecular function: protein binding. NCBI's taxonomy places the organism in Eukaryota, Fungi, Ascomycota, Dothideomycetes, Pleosporales, Trematosphaeriaceae. The coding region runs from base 132 to 1532 and encodes 466 amino acids. The transcript is spliced from 2 exons. The record is from RefSeq and is a predicted model, not a curated record.
CCCUCUUCCAGCGAAGCUUCCUCUCUUGCUUCUGCGGUAGCCUUACCCAGAUCUUCUUCGGUGGUCUUAGUCUUACUCUGACUGCAAGCGUUCCCCAAGACUAGCGCACGACGGCGAAUAAUCCACGGAAAAUGUCCCGGGUCAACUCAUACGCGUCGUCGGGCUCGUCGGCGAGCCGCCUGUCGGCCAUGAACGAGCGUUUCGAGCUCGUCUUGCCAACAUCAGUUUCAGAUUCGAAGACGCAACUGCACCGAAAGCGCUACAUGCCGUGGAGUCUUGACGAUGCAACAAUCAUAUCGACAGCCAUCUCAGCAUCUGGAUGGGUGGCCACUGCGAGUUCAUGGAAGAUUCGACUAUACUACGCAAAGAACCGGGCUCCCACUGAGAAGAUUAGCAAGGACAGGGAAUUUCGCAUAGAACCUGAGACGGAAAAUGAGAAGAUCCGAUCAAUCGCCAUCUCACUUGACCUACUUGCGGUGCUGACUCAUCGGCGCCUGAUAGUGUACGAAUACAGGGAACCCGGAGAAGGUGCAUUGGAGACUGUAUAUAUUGACAAGACUGGAAUCGGGACACCGAAGUCAGUGUCUAUCCUGCAAGUUGGAUCCGUGAGUGCACGAAUAACAGGCUUCGCGUGGAUUGCCGUUGGUGGAGAGGGAAGGGUAAAACUCUUCGAAUAUGCGUACCUCAGCUGCUGGAGUCCCCAUCGAUAUCGAUCAACGUUGAAUUGCUUGCAAACCAGUAGCAAGAUUCGAAUCGUUGCUUUCUCGCACUUCAGCCCGAUGAACAGUUUCGUUGUCUGUGGGGUGGCAUCAGACGAUCGAAUGCAUUGCUGGGAUGUACGUGUCCAGGAGUCGAGUAGUCCGAGAAUCAUCUCCAGCUGGGAGCUGGAUUACACUUCCAGGCAGAAUGAGCCCCCGCAUAGAGGGGAGAUAACAUCGGCUGCCAUUUUCAACUCACCAUCCGGCAGAGCGUACAUAUUCUGUACUGUGGACCAGCGACAUGGUUCACAAUUACUCCGCAGCUUUAUUGCCCCGCUCGAGCACUCAACAAAUGAUAAUGGGCCAUGCACGCUACAAUGGCGGGCUCUUCCGGAUAGUGUGGCUGGUAGGAAUGCGCUCCAAGGAACAGCGACGUCGAAUGGACGCUUCCUCGUUACCAUAGAAGACGGCCUCAUAAGACUCAUAACACUGCGACCAGCUUACGAAGGGGGUCUUACGUGUCUUGAGCCCGAGAUGAAAUGGUCUUCGGAAUUGAAGGUCGUGGCCAGGAACGUCUCUGGAAUAUCGCUUUCCGUAACAGAGGAGGAUGGAUCAUUGAACGUUCUCGCGGUUGAUGGGCACGGCAACCUCAUUCGUGCUCAUAUCAGCGUCCCGGGAAUGCCCAGACCAGAGCCUCCGGCGUUCGUGAGGAUAACCCAUGGCAACGUCGUCUCGGAGCUUCCCAGUAUCCCACCCGAGCUGCCUGGUGCCCAUAUCGUGAGGGAACUGCAAGCGGGCUCGUCCGACGAUGAGAUUCGGGUGGUUGCAAGGUGAUGGACGGGUAUUUGCUUGAUGAGAACUGGUAGUUGUAUCGAUGAAAAGUUGGUGUGGGAUUGACAAGCCAUGGCGAGAUGUCCUUCUUAUAGCGGGUUUACGUCAUCAGCACUUUUUGGGGGGAAGUGGCAACCAUCCUCUCAAGGCUCGCAUAUCGCGACGAGAACCCGCGAUCUACGCUUCCGGAAGCCGUUACGAGACUUACGGGGAGACCACUGUCCUUUCAUUUCAGGACCUAUAGUGCAGCGAACUCAGUCACCCUGUGCCGCUGCCGAGUUCGUGUCGCCGUCGGCGAUUGGUUUCAAGACCCGGGAUGCACCAAACAGGGCACCACACUGGCAGCGCACUGAGGCGGAAAGCUUGACUGGAUAUUCCCGACCGUGGUGUCGAGAGAAAUGAGCAACGAAAGGCACGAAAAAGGGAAAGGGACAGGAAAUUAU